UAGUGGGCCUAAGAAAGCCCAAUACGAGAGAGAUCGAUACCCAAAAUGGUAACACAGACUGUCGCACACGAAGCUUAGAAACGAAAUCGAUCAGAAAUCACUAGUUCGUCGUCGUCGUCUUCUUCUUCACGAGGAACCCUAGUCGAGAGAUUUUGUUAACUUGGGGGUGAAUAUGAAUUGCGAAGCUUGUAAUCUGAAGGAACUGGAAGUGGAAUCCUUCGAGAUACGCGAGGUUCUACGCUGCAUUCUACAUACUAUAGUCUUUCACCGAGCACUUGGUCUUAUCCGCCCUAAAGAUAUCGACUUGGAGCUUUUUGACAUCACUUACGUACAAUGUGGUGAAAUAGAAGUGGAAAAGAAAAUUGAUGACAAGAUUGAGCAGAUCAUAACUUGGAUUGCCAAGCACCCCAACAAGAAAAUUCAGAUAUGUCUAACGUUUUAUGAAGUCAAAACCAAACAGCCCUCUUGGUUCACUAAUAAAAUUGAACGGUUAUACUGGGAACAAUGGAAUAUCAAUCUGAAUGUGAUUCACCCCACUAAACCCCCAGUUGGAAAGUCUCACCACUCUAAACUAGUGGUGGACCCUGGAGAGGAGCCUGAGGAGUUAAGUUCCCGUAGGACAUUGCUUGAGCAAUCUCUUCAAGAAGUCUUGUUCCAGAUCAUUAAAUUCGUUAAUGAGAAAAAGGAUCACGUUCCUCCUAUCAACGAUGGUGUUAUCUACUGCCCCUUUGAAAUCACUUUCCCUAGCUCAUCGGACUCAGCCUUUGGGAUUGAUAUGUUCAAGAGGAUGCUCCACAGUGGUGGUCAUCCAUCUAUGCUCACUUGAUUUCACAUUAAUCCACCCAAAACUUAAUUAGUAUACACUUGAUGCUACUGGUUGCAGCCUAACUCCAGUCAACACUAUGUUUUCUCCUGCAUGCAUUUCGUGUGUAAAUAUGUAACACUUUGCCUCUCCCUAAUGUUUUCAAAGUUCAUUUA
Molecule: messenger RNA, 978 nt
Organism: Brassica rapa (field mustard)
Lineage: Eukaryota; Viridiplantae; Streptophyta; Magnoliopsida; Brassicales; Brassicaceae
Product: autophagy-related protein 101
Biological process (GO): autophagosome assembly; autophagy
Cellular component (GO): Atg1/ULK1 kinase complex; phagophore assembly site
Molecular function (GO): protein kinase binding
Source: RefSeq, a predicted model, not a curated record